AUGACUUCUCCUACCGUCAAGCUCAACAGCGGCCACCAGAUGCCCCUCGUUGGCUUUGGACUUUGGAAAGUCAACAAUGACACCUGUGCCGAUACUGUCUAUAACGCCAUCAAGUCUGGCUACCGUCUCUUUGAUGGUGCAUGUGACUACGGCAACGAACAAGAAUCCGGCCAAGGCGUCGCCCGCGCCAUCAAAGAAGGCAUAGUCAAACGCUCCGACCUCUUCCUCGUCUCCAAGCUUUGGAACUCCUUCCACGACCACGACCGUGUCGAGCCCAUCUGCAAAAAGCAACUCGAAGACUGGGGUAUCGACUACUUCGAUCUCUACAUCGUCCAUUUCCCCAUCUCCCUCAAAUACGUCGAUCCUUCCGAGCGCUACCCUCCCGGCUUCACCUACGAUGGCAAGAACGUCGUUCCCGGUAACGCUACCAUCCAAGAGACUUGGACGGCCAUGGAGAAGCUUGUGAGCAAGGGUAUGGCCAAAUCCAUCGGCAUCAGCAACUUCAACGGCCAGCUCCUCAUGGAUCUCCUCCGCUACGCCAAGAUCCCUCCCGCGACCCUCCAAAUCGAACAUCACCCCUACCUCACCCAAGAAGGCCUCGUCAAAUUUGCCCAAAGCCAAGGCAUAGCCAUCACAGCCUACUCAUCCUUCGGUCCCCAAUCCUUCCUCGAACUCGACAUGCAGCGCGCCAAAGACACGCCUCUACUCAUGGAUAACGCAACGGUCAAGAAGACCGCCGAGAAGCAUGGCAAGACGCCCGCGCAGGUACUAUUGCGUUGGGCGACGCAGAGAGACGUGGCGGUCAUCCCGAAGAGCAACAACCAGGGACGUCUGGCGCAGAACCUGGAUGUUACGGGUUGGAAUCUCGAGAAGAGUGAGGUGGAGAGCAUUAGUGGGUUGGAUAAGGGGUUGAGGUUUAACGAUCCAUUGAACUAUGGGGUCCCGCAGCCUAUCUAUGUCUAA
Letharia columbiana is the source of this 963-nucleotide messenger RNA. RefSeq lists its product as uncharacterized. Gene Ontology annotation, cellular component: cytosol. The transcript is spliced from 3 exons. Bases 1 to 963 code for a protein of 320 amino acids. Gene Ontology annotation, molecular function: D-xylose reductase (NADPH) activity. Gene Ontology annotation, biological process: D-xylose catabolic process. The record is from RefSeq and is a predicted model, not a curated record. Lineage: Eukaryota; Fungi; Ascomycota; Lecanoromycetes; Lecanorales; Parmeliaceae.